UCAUUUUAAAUUGUUUGGGUGUGGGAUCGACGACGCGUUUAUGCUUAUGUAUAUCGCUUAUUUGUUGAUAAAACGAUGAUUAUCCGCGAUAAGACCCGGCUGAGUUUAUCAGUGUUUGUUUUGUUUAGUUUUGUUGUGAUAUGUGCAGGACAAAACUUUUGGAAAAUAUCAGCCCCAAAUCGACAUGAAAAAGCAAAGUCAGACGGAAACAAGAUUGUGUGGUGCACAAUUAGCAAAAUGGAACAACAAAAAUGUCUUAAUUUUGCCAUGGCGAACGAAAGGGACAGGAUCAAAGUGGGAUACGAUCACAUCAAAAUAAACUGUUUACAGGCAGCAAACAAAGAUGAGUGUAUGCUACUUUUGGAUCAAGAAAAGGCGACAAUGACAACUUUGGACGCGGGUGCGUUGUUUGUUGGCGGUCGCUAUCACAGUUUAGUGCCAAUAGCACAAGAAGUUUUGGAGGGUGGUCUGAAGUUUUAUUAUGCCGUGGCUGUUAUGAAAAGGGCCACUCUUCCAGAAGUCACAUCUUUGCGUCAUUUGAGAGGAAAACGCGCUUGUUUUGCAGGUGUUGAAACAUUUGCCGGAUGGGUGUUGCCCAUUAAUACGCUGAUGAAAGAGGGCGGCAUGGAGAUAAUCGACUGUAACAAUCACGUGAAAACGGCGUCAAAUUAUUUCGGAUCGUCUUGUGCCGUAAAUUGCUUGUCAGACAAAUACAAUCCGAUCGGCGACAAUUCGGACCGUCUCUGUCAAUUGUGCAUCGGGAAAGUACCGGGCGGACGAUGUACCGACAGCGAUCCUUAUGCCGGAUACGAAGGAGCUUUCAGAUGUCUGUUGGAAGCCGGAGACGUCGCUUUCUUGAAACACACCACAGUUUUCGAAUCGAUUAGCGGAAUGGAUUAUGCCGGACUGUCCGGUGAAUCGUUCGAGUUGUUGUGUAAGGACGGAUCAAGGCGACCGAUCACGGACUACUUAAACUGCAACUGGGGAAAAGUCCAAUCCGAUACGAUCGUCACUUCGUCGGCGGUUACUCACGAAGACCGUACCAAAUAUCAAAAGUAUUUGGAAAAAGUGUCACAAAUCUAUGCGUAUCGCAACAACACCUUCGAUCCAUACAAGCCCCAGAAUCCCCGCGACGAAUACGACCAGUACGGGAACAGCAACGGCAACAGCAACAGCAAUAGCAACAGCAAUAGCCAGCCCGAAUAUGACCAGUACGGCAACAGAAGGCAACCAAUUGAUCGAAAUCAACCAGAGUACGACCAAUUUGGUAACAGGGUGAACCGGUAUAAAAGACAAUCGUUUGGCGACUUCGGUUCUGACAGAAAUCAAGACAGUCCCUACGGAAAUCAACAGGAUAACAACCCAUACACAAACACGAACAACCGGGAUAACAAUCCCUAUUUGAACAAAAACAAUCAAGAUAAUCCGUACCUGAACAAUAACAAGAACAACAACAACAACAACGAAGACAAUCCGUACAUCAGAAACAACGAUCCGCUUAACAAUCCUUACGGGAACGGAAACUCUUAUAUAGACCCGUACGGAAACGAGGACACUGAUAGAAGGAAGUAUCCCACAAAUCCAAGUCAGGAAGACGAAUUUGCGAGAGAUCCUUAUUCAAUUAACAGGGAUCAGUACGGCGUAAACGUCGAUCCUUACGAUCGGGAUCCGAAAUAUAACAAAAACGAUCAGACAUAUUUCGAUAAGACAUUCGAUCACGUCGAUCGAUCGAACAAUACGUUCUACGAAGUGUUCAGUUUGUUCGAGUCGAUUCCAAGAUACGGACAACAUGGUAAUUUAAUGUUCCAGGAUAACGCCAGGAAAAUAGUAGCGAUUCCAGAAAAUUUCCAAACAUACACGGCGUUCCUUGGCGACUCGAUGGAAAUAAUCAUGGGCGUCAGAGAUUGUCCCGUCAACAGCAUCACUUUGUGCGUCACUUCGGACGCAGAGAAAAACAAAUGCGUGAAAAUGAGGACUGCCUUGAAGGCGCAACUGUUGAAGCCGGAAAUGGAUUGUUACAAGGGCCAUUCACAAAUUCACUGCAUGCAGGCCGUUCGAUCGGGCACUGCGGACGUGGCCGUCCUGGACGCCAGUGACGUGUACACUGCCGGUCUCGAUUACCAACUGGUUCCGUUCAUCAGUGAGGUGUAUAAUCUGGAGGAACCCGAGUAUUACGUGGUCGCCGUCGCGAAGGAGUCCGAUCCCAGCACCGAACUGACGUAUCUGAGGACGAAGAACACGUGCCACGGGGGAAUAAACACGGCAGCCGGGUGGGUGUACCCGCUUGCCUUUUUAAUAAGUAACGGAUGGAUAAGGCCGUACGGUUGCAACAGCAUUCGCGCGGCCGCCGAAUAUUUUACAAAGAGUUGCGUUCCCGGCGCUCUCAGCACCGAAUACAACACGGGGGUGCCUUACGACAACAUGUGCGACCUGUGUCACGGCGCCUCGUUCAGAUAUUGCAGGAGGGAUCACUCGGAGGAUUAUUACGGACACACCGGAGCGUUCAGGUGUUUGGUGGAAGGUGGAGGACACGUAGCCUUCGUCAAGCACACCACCGUCACAGAGAACACCGGCUUGAAGAAACGAGAAUGGUGGACGCGGGACAAUUUGAACGACGACUACGAACUUCUGUGUCCGGACGGAACGAGAGCCGAGAUAAACGAAUACGUAAAAUGUAAUUUGGGCAAAGUGAAGGCGAACGCGAUAGUAACGCGAGGCGGAUACGGUUACAACGAAACUCAAAUUAACGCCUACAUAAAUCUGUUCAUGUACGCUCAAACGUUUUACGGCAGAAAAUUCGCCGACGAAUUUAGCUUCAGCAUGUUCACGUCUCAACCGCCGUACGCCGAUUUGAUAUUCCAAGAUGCAACAACGCAAUUGAAGGUGAUCGAGCCCAGUAAGAGACAUUACGCAGACUAUUUGGGAGGUGAUUUUAUGAGGGCUCGGAGAAUAGUGGAUUGUCAUGCGGGAAGUUCCGCGAUUCGAGAUUCUGUUAUUACCAUAUCUUGUCCAUUAUUUUUAUCAAUUUUAUAUUUACGUUAUAACAUUCCGAGUGUGGUUUAAGGCAGUUAGUUAGAAGUGUAUAAAAGUAUAUGGUAGAUAAAUAUUAGUUGACUGUUGAAAGUGUACAAUUAUUUGAUUAACUGUUAAAUCAGUCCGUCCAUUUUUUAAUUUGUGUAUAUUUAGUAAUUUUAUAUGCGAAUUAAUUAUUUUUCUAAGUUAUAUUUAUAUGUUCAAAUGGUUUACAUGUAUUUUGAUAAACAUUACAUUCCGUCCAAAAAAAUAUUCAUAUAGGUAUGAAGACACGGUGAAAUCUGAUGAACAAGAAAACAGAACAGUUGUGUAAGGUUUAAUAAUGCAAAUAAAAAAAAUGUGUUGUUGUGCCUUAUUGUCUUUAAAAACAAAGCAAUGUAAAUUUUUACAGUGCGGCUUAAUCGAAAUCGAAAUCGAUUAUCCAUUCCAUAUUGUAUUGUUGAUAUAAUAAACAUUUUAUACUAUUUUAAUAAAAAAUAGAUCCCAAAAAUA
Messenger RNA from Aethina tumida (small hive beetle), 3525 nucleotides. RefSeq names its product melanotransferrin. The transcript is spliced from 5 exons. Gene Ontology annotation, biological process: iron ion transport. Bases 76 to 3063 code for a protein of 995 amino acids. Gene Ontology annotation, cellular component: recycling endosome; plasma membrane; early endosome. NCBI's taxonomy places the organism in Eukaryota, Metazoa, Arthropoda, Insecta, Coleoptera, Nitidulidae. The record is from RefSeq and is a predicted model, not a curated record.